AUGCCAUCAACAAGGAGACGCGAGGAAAAGUCGGCGGCGCCAAGCCCCUCUCCAGCGCGUGCGUUGCGCGCACUGAGCGCUGCUUCCGAGACGAGCGUCACUAGCGGCGCACACGUCCCGGACAGCGUGGAGGAGACCGAUGAGGAACAUGUCGAGGAAGACGAGCACACCGAGGAGCAUGACGAGGAGAGUGCGGAGCAGGAGGAUCCCGAGGAGCAGGAGGGUGAUAAGCGCAAGCCGACACUCCAGGAGAGGCAGGCCAAGCUGAAGGAGCUCCGGCUGCGAAUGGUGACCGCGAACCGCAAAGAUCUCGUCGAGGACCACCAGAAGUCGAAGGUCACCGCCAAGGAGCUUCAGCGCCUGGAGAAGCAGAGGAAGCUGGCGCAGACUCUGCGUCUGAAGGCGGACGCUGAGGAGAACGGCGUGGAUCUGGAGCGGAAGAAGGCUUGGGAGUGGAGCAUCGAGCAGAACGAGCAGUGGGAGAAGAAGCAGGCUCAGAAGGACGGCAACGAGGACGGAAGCUUCAGCAACUACCAGGACCACGCCUGGCGACGGUACAACAAGAACCUGCGCACGACGAAGCCCGACCUCAUUGCGUACAACAAGCAGAAGGAGUCUGCUCUCGGCCUUGCUCCCGGCACCCUCGUCCCCGCGGGCGCGACGAACGACUCACUUGCAGCUGCCGGGAGCUCCAAGUCUGGUCUCUCCGGUGCCGAGGACCUCUACCGCAACUCCGAGACCAUGUCCUACGGCGACCACAAGCCGAGCGACGACGCCGUCGACCGUGUCAUGUCCAAGAUCAACAAGGAUGUCACGAACCGCCGCAGGAAGAAGGACAGCGACGACGAGUCAGGCGACGUCACGUACAUCAACAAGCGCAACAAGGUGUUCAACAAGAAGGUCGCGCGCUACUUCGACAAAUAUACCAAGGACAUCCGUGCCAAUCUCGAGCGUGGCACUGCGCUCUAG
Trichosporon asahii var. asahii CBS 2479 is the source of this 969-nucleotide messenger RNA. RefSeq lists its product as uncharacterized. NCBI's taxonomy places the organism in Eukaryota, Fungi, Basidiomycota, Tremellomycetes, Trichosporonales, Trichosporonaceae. The record is from RefSeq and is a predicted model, not a curated record. The transcript has 5 exons. Bases 1 to 969 code for a protein of 322 amino acids. Gene Ontology annotation, cellular component: catalytic step 2 spliceosome; post-mRNA release spliceosomal complex; Prp19 complex.